Aspergillus wentii DTO 134E9 is the source of this 1083-nucleotide messenger RNA. RefSeq lists its product as uncharacterized. Gene Ontology annotation, molecular function: oxidoreductase activity. The record is from RefSeq and is a predicted model, not a curated record. NCBI's taxonomy places the organism in Eukaryota, Fungi, Ascomycota, Eurotiomycetes, Eurotiales, Aspergillaceae. Bases 1 to 1083 code for a protein of 360 amino acids. The transcript is spliced from 5 exons.
AUGUCUACUGGAUUCGAGCCAUUCUCUGUCCCUGGAGCGCAAAUCGUCCACGGAAAUGAAUUCCCAUACGGUCUUCGAGUAAAAUCAACCAACAAAGACAUACCAAUUGAAGACUCGGUCAAUGCGAUAACCUCCCUAUCCGAAUCCGGCCAACUAUCGCAGCUUCUCCAGAAACAUGGCGCCGUAGUGAUCAGCGGCAUCGGCCAUCCCUCUGCAGACAGCUUUGCAAAGCUAAUUAACGCAGCUGAAAAGGGCAGAGGAUCGUAUCCUUUUGUACAGAUUGGAUUGGCUGGGAAGCGGAACGUCGUGGGAGAGAAUGUGUGGACUGCGAAUGAAGGGCCACCAGAUCGGAGGUUCUAUCAGCAUAAUGAGUAUUCGCGGUAUACUCGGUUUCCGGCGAAUAUACACUUUUAUUGCGAGAAGAGAGCAGAUGAAGGCGGAGCAACACCCAUCGCCCACAGCGCCCUAGUCUUCGGAAAAGUCCAAGAAGCAGUCCCCGAACUGGUUGAAAACAUCCGCCAACGCGGUCUCGCCAUGAAAAUGGCAUUUCGCAGCCCGGGGAACGAAGGAAAAGGAAACGAAUUCAACUGGGCUGGGGAGUACAGCUUUGGACAGGAAUUCCAGCCAGACGAUGACCUUGCGACGAGAAAAGCCAAGGUUGAGGUGCAAGUGCGGAAACUUACGGAGCAUUUCAAGUGGGAUGAGGAUGAUAGUUUGGAGUUGACGCAGUUUAUCCCUGGUAUUCGACGUGCACCUGACAGUGGACGUCCCGUCUGGUUUAACGGGUUGGUUGGACGAUUCGGAAUGACGAGGGAUAUUGGGGCUCUUGAUCCGCCUUAUAUUGGACGGGAUGGGAUGACAUAUCUCCCAUGUGAUUACGGUGAUGGCACGACUAUUCCUAGAGAGUAUUUGGAGAGACUGGAGGAGGUUAUCAGCAAGCUGGAAGUGCAUCUCACUUUGGAUGAAGGAGAUAUUCUGUUGGUGGACAACUUUCAGGCUUCACACGGUCGGAUGCCGUGGAAGGGAGACCGCAGAAUUCUAGUCAGCAUGUGGGAUGGCCAGACCCCUAUUCAGGCAUUCUGA